AUGGGCGGUGCCGGGCUAUCUACCCUUACAGGCGGACUUGCAUACGCGGGUACUGCUGUCGGAACCGCGUGUUUAGCCACCGAUAAAGUGAUGUCGAAGUCCGGAAAACAAUCGCAAGGUUGCGAAAACAACAGUGGAAAUACCCAGCAUGAUGGAGGUGUUGACGAGCCUGGUUUGAAAGAAAACACAAACAUGACGGAUUCUCGCCUGGUUAUCUGGAAUUUACAAAAGGGAGACAAGAAAUCGAAACAGCAACUGGAAUCAGAGGCUGGGGGUGAACUGCGUUUCCGGAGCCAGACGAAGUUUGGAAGCAUGGUUGACUUUUACGUCGUUGGAACUGGAGGAUCUGUUUAG
Messenger RNA from Uncinocarpus reesii 1704, 354 nucleotides. RefSeq lists its product as uncharacterized. Bases 1 to 354 code for a protein of 117 amino acids. The transcript has a single exon. NCBI's taxonomy places the organism in Eukaryota, Fungi, Ascomycota, Eurotiomycetes, Onygenales, Onygenaceae. The record is from RefSeq and is a predicted model, not a curated record.